GCUUGUUGUUUGCGCUUGCGCUGUAGCUCGGACCUUUGUUAUUCCAUGUCACUAUGGCGCUUAGCAAAACGUUUGGGCAAAAACCGGUGAAAUUUCAGCUCGAAGAGGAUGGAGAAUUUUACAUGAUCGGUUCUGAGGUGGGGAACUACCUGCGCAUGUUCAGAGGCUCCCUAUAUAAGCGAUACCCGUCGUUAUGGAGAAAACUGGCAACAGUGGAAGAACGGAAGAAAAUUGUAGAGUCUUCACACGAUCACGGCUACACUCAGCUGGCCACCAGCGUUACGCUCCUGAAGGCCUCGGAGGUCGAGGAGAUCCUCGAAGGGAACGAUGAAAAAUACAAAGCUGUGUCUAUCAGCACUGAGCCGCCCACCUACCUCAGGGAACAGAAGGCAAAGAGGAACAACCAGUGGGUUCCCACGUUGCCCAACAGUUCCCACCACCUGGACGCCGUUCCCUGCUCCACCACCAUCAACCGCAGCCGGCUGGGCCGGGACAAGAAGAGGACCUUCCCCCUGUGCUUCGACGACCACGACCCGGCAGUGAUCCAUGAAAACGCCACACAGCCUGAGGUUCUUGUUCCGAUCCGUCUCGACAUGGAGAUCGAGGGUCAGAAACUGAGAGACGCUUUCACCUGGAACAUGAACGAAAAGCUCAUGACACCUGAGAUGUUUGCGGAGAUCUUGUGUGACGACCUGGAUCUGAACCCCCUGGCCUUCGUCCCCGCCAUCGCCUCAGCCAUCCGGCAGCAGAUCGAGUCGUACCCGACAGACAGCCUCCUGGAGGACCAGACGGACCAAAGGGUGAUCAUCAAGCUGAACAUCCACGUGGGGAACAUUUCGCUGGUGGACCAGUUUGAGUGGGACAUGUCGGAGAGAGAAAACUCUCCGGAGAAGUUUGCCCUGAAGCUCUGCUCGGAGCUCGGCCUGGGCGGAGAGUUCGUCACCACCAUCGCCUACAGCAUCCGAGGUCAGCUGAGCUGGCACCAGAGGACAUACGCCUUCAGUGAGAACCCGCUUCCUACGGUGGAGAUCGCCAUCAGAAACACGGGCGAGGCAGACCAGUGGUGCCCCCUGCUGGAGACCCUGACAGACGCAGAGAUGGAGAAGAAGAUCAGAGACCAGGACAGAAACACGAGACGAAUGAGGCGUCUGGCGAACACGUGGUAGAUGUGAAUGCAGCAGCAGCGCCCCCUGCAGAAACGUUGAGGCAGGACCAGUUGAAGGGCAGCAGAGGUUUUUCCUCGUCUCUGGAGCUGCUCGGCCCGACUCUCGCCGUUUUAUUUUUAAUUUGAAUCUGUUUGUUGAAGGCCCGUUAGAGGAAAAAAAAUUAAAAAACGACCUAGAAACCUUCAUGUUUUCCCCGCGCCGAACCCUUCUUCCUGGAGAAGCUGCUCUUCUUGACCUUUGACCUUCUACCUGACCAGCA
Molecule: messenger RNA, 1425 nt
Organism: Xiphophorus hellerii (green swordtail)
Lineage: Eukaryota; Metazoa; Chordata; Actinopteri; Cyprinodontiformes; Poeciliidae
Gene: smarcb1a
Product: SWI/SNF related BAF chromatin remodeling complex subunit B1a
Exons: 9
Coding region: 54-1166 (370 amino acids)
Biological process (GO): chromatin remodeling
Cellular component (GO): nuclear chromosome
Source: RefSeq, a predicted model, not a curated record